Messenger RNA from Amaranthus tricolor (Joseph's coat), 1066 nucleotides. RefSeq lists its product as uncharacterized. NCBI's taxonomy places the organism in Eukaryota, Viridiplantae, Streptophyta, Magnoliopsida, Caryophyllales, Amaranthaceae. The transcript is spliced from 4 exons. Bases 164 to 724 code for a protein of 186 amino acids. The record is from RefSeq and is a predicted model, not a curated record.
AAAAUUGAUAUUUGGUCCGACCGCGACAAGAUCGGAUUCUCUCUAAUUAGAUUUUGAAGCCAACGAGCAAGGGACCAAAACCUCCUCCUUUCUCAAGUAGCCAUUGCAAUCUGCAGGCAUAAGCGUUUGUUGCGGCGGAGACUUAAUCAGUUCUCACUAAACGAUGUCUUACAUGAAAGGAAACCUUCUCACUAGAACCAGAAAAUUGGUUAAGGGUCUUGCUAAAUCUGAGCCUGUUUGGCUCAAAGCCAUGGAAAAGGCCCCACCUGUUGUGUUCCCUCAUUCGGAUGGAAAAGUCAAGCCUAUCAACCUUCCUGAGGAUGUUUAUAUUAAAAAAUUCUUCGGGAUGCAUCCAGAAUCAAAAUAUGAAGAUCCUAUCAAGCUUGUUAGCUUCAAUCCUAUCCCAGCUCGUAUUUUCGCUGGACGAGUGCUCGAACUAAAGGAGCAGGGAGUAAAAGAGGUGGAAGCAAUUGCUGUAGCUGAUAUGGAAUACCGAACAGAGAAGAAGGCCAAAAGGCAAGCAUUCAAGCGUUUGAAGGAAAUAGCGCGUAUUCAAGGGAAGAAACCACCUCCUAACCCAUAUAUGAGUGCUAUAAAGGAAAUACAGGCGGAGGAGCGACCUUAUGUUCGUGAACGGUUCUUCGAUAAUCAGAUAUUGGCUAUUGCUAAAAAGAUUAAAGACGACCGGGAUGCUGAAAUGCAGGAAAGGUUUGGCUUCCGAUAAUAGGCAAAUUCUUAUAUUAACCAAAUAUAUUUGCCUGCCAUUUGCCUAAUAUCGGAAAAGUUUGCACAUCUUUGCGUUUCUUCCUUUCUUAUACCUUUGGUUCGUCAUUUUUCAUGAUUACGUAUCAUGAAUCAUGUUGAUUUUUUGUUCUUUCCCGGAUAGUUGUUUAAGAAAAUGUCGUAUUUAAAAUCAAAUAGCCAAAGCACUAUUUGCGUAUCGUGUUACGCCUGAAUCUUGAUGAAGUCUCUACUUGCUUUAGCUUAAUUAAAGAUAUUUUUGCCUUUGAUGUCUUCAUAGUUCUUACCUCGGUUCGAGAUUAAAAGAGAAACUUGAUCGGUCAUA